Anopheles nili is the source of this 1542-nucleotide messenger RNA. RefSeq names its product GDP-Man:Man(3)GlcNAc(2)-PP-Dol alpha-1,2-mannosyltransferase (gene Alg11). Bases 1 to 1437 code for a protein of 478 amino acids. Gene Ontology annotation, biological process: protein N-linked glycosylation. Gene Ontology annotation, cellular component: endoplasmic reticulum membrane. The record is from RefSeq and is a predicted model, not a curated record. Gene Ontology annotation, molecular function: GDP-Man:Man(3)GlcNAc(2)-PP-Dol alpha-1,2-mannosyltransferase activity. The transcript has 3 exons. NCBI's taxonomy places the organism in Eukaryota, Metazoa, Arthropoda, Insecta, Diptera, Culicidae.
AUGGUCUGCUGGUGUAGUUUCGUGUACGUGCUCUUCUUUUUCGGAUCAUUUCUAGUGAUAGGGCUGCUGACGGUGUGCAUUUUAUUGCGUCAGAUCCUAAAGUUCCAGCGCCGCAAACGAGCAGAUCCGAAUGUGAAGUAUGUGGCCAUUUUUCAUCCGUAUUGCAACGCCGGUGGCGGUGGAGAACGCGUUCUAUGGUGUGCCGUUCGAGCCUUACUGAGUCGUUACGAAGCGGUUAAACUUUUCGUUUAUACUGGCGACUUAGAUGCAACACCGGCAGAGAUACUUGCCAAAGCGGAGCGAAGCUUCAAUCUUUCUUUAGAGUCAGACCGUAUUACAUUCAUUUAUCUCCGGAAACGAUGCUGGGUAGAAGCAACAAGAUAUUCGCACUUUACGUUACUCGGUCAAAGCCUCGGUUCAAUUGUGCUGGGAUUCGAAGCACUGUUAAAGCUCCAACCUGAUAUCUUUAUUGACACGAUGGGAUACGCAUUUACGUAUCCCGUGUUCGCAUAUUUCGGUGGCUGUAAAAUUGGAUGCUACACGCACUAUCCCACCAUCAGCACAGAUAUGCUGCGACGCGUGCAAUCGCAAACGCAGUCCUACAACAACAGAGGUUAUGUUGCGAAGAACCCGUUCGCUACAUGGCUUAAAAUCGUGUACUAUCGACUGUUUUCGCGCAUUUACGGAUGGGUUGGACGGUGUGCCGAUACCGUCAUGGUGAACUCAUCUUGGACGGAAAAUCACAUCGUUUCGCUUUGGGACGUGCCGUACAAGACCCACCGCGUAUAUCCUCCGUGUGAGGUUUCGCAGCUAAAAAAGCUCAAGUCACUUACGGAUGAACGGGACGAUCAUAUCAUAAUAUUAUCCGUUGGCCAAUACCGCCCCGAGAAGGACCAUCCAUUACAGCUGCAGGCGAUGUACGAAUUACGCACACUGCUGAACAACGAUGAGGGUCUGUGGAAUCGGCUGAAGCUGCUGAUUGUUGGCUCGUGUCGCGAUGAAGAGGACCGCGUACGGGUGAAAAAUAUGCAAGACUUGGCGAAGCAUCUUUCGUUGGAAAAUUCCGUCGAGUUCAGGGUGAAUGUACCCUACCAGGAGCUGUUACAGUGCUAUCAGCGAGCAACGAUUGGCUUGCACUGUAUGUGGAAUGAGCAUUUCGGCAUCAGUGUCGUUGAUUGCAUGGCUGCCGGAUUAAUAAUGGUUGCGAAUCGCUCUGGCGGUCCGCUGAUGGAUAUCAUUGAAACGUCAGAAGGCAGUCAGAAUGGUUAUCUUGCAUUCGAUGCAUAUGAUUAUGCCCGUUGCAUUGCGAACGUACUAUACAAUACCGCAGAAUAUAAUGCGAAGAUCAGAGAAGCAGCCCGAGCAUCAGUGGAUCGAUUUUCGGAAAAAGAAUUCGAAAACGGAUUCUUACGAGCGAUUUCACCAAUCAUGGAUUGACGCUAAACAUAUUGGUUCGCCAUUCUCCGUGCGCUUUCUAUUGGACGUUCAUCAUGGCCAGUUUUAGUUUUAUUUAAUUUGGAAAACACGGUAAACGAACACACC